Microplitis demolitor is the source of this 4538-nucleotide messenger RNA. RefSeq names its product collagen alpha-1(I) chain. NCBI's taxonomy places the organism in Eukaryota, Metazoa, Arthropoda, Insecta, Hymenoptera, Braconidae. The record is from RefSeq and is a predicted model, not a curated record. Bases 151 to 4455 code for a protein of 1434 amino acids. The transcript is spliced from 6 exons.
UCGAGCACUUUAUUUUAUAGGAUGAGAGAGGGUAUCCAGUAGGGUAGGGAUUAACACCUCUAAGCAACGAGUAGCCAGCUCAAGAAACGCAGUCGACAUCGACGAGUGUCAAGAAGACGAUCAUCAUCACAUCAUCACCAUCAUAUCAUCAUGCUGCUUGCUAAGCUAACUUUCAUACUUUUUAUAUCACAUUCAACUUCUGGGUGGUAUCAUGAAAAAACGAGGUUUGAUCGUUCGAUAGAUUCAAAUGAUGAUUUACAGAGCUUAGAUUAUCAUCAUAAUACACCUGCAAUAUUCGUUGAUUAUACUAUGCGUUAUGUGGCUUAUAAAAGUACUGAGGACAACGUUUGCUAUUUGGAAAAGAUGAGAGAUGACAAUUGGAAGUCAAUAUUGGCGGGAAAAAUCCGUCCAAAAAUACUUUAUCCUUCUUUGCUGACAUUGACUAUUGUUGAGGCUUGGAAAUUAGCUGGCGGCAGGGUAGUAAAUUUUUGCGAGGGAAGUUCAAUAAAACUUCUGCAAGAAGUUCAGCCAGCGCCGCAGGACGCGGAGGAUCCAUUUUUAAAUGAAAUUCCGCGUGAUGAAAAUGAUAUCUUUCAGAAACGCGUGACAGAUGUGGUGCUGACACCGCUUUUGGAUCGGGCUAAGAGGGAAAUUAUGCUGGAGAACCGUGAAAAAAUAAAUGAAAAAGAACGUGUGAGAACUCGGAGACAAACUUAUCCGGGAAAAUUUCGCGGUCAAACUCAGUCUCAGUAUUUGAAUUUUGAAAAAGAUGGGGAAAAAGGAGGGAAAGCUGAAGCUGAAGCUACUAAAGAGUCUUCUAGGGCUCUCGUUAGUGGCAGCAAUGGAAUGGGACAAGCACAGAGUAUGUCUGCAGGUGGUCUUGGGUGUGAAGACUGCCCGGGUUAUCAGAAAUUUCCUUCUGAAGUACCAGCAGGGUAUGUAAGAUUACCGGGAGGUGCUAUAGUACCGGGAACACCGGGAGCUGGUGUCCCUGGAAGUUAUCCAGGUAUAGGUGGUCCGGGAACGCCGGGAACGUAUCCAGGGGGUGUGAUACCACCAGGUGGAACUCAAACAUAUCCAGGGGGUGUCAUACCACCGGGUGGAGGUCAAACGAUACCAGGAGCGUAUCCAGGGGGAGUGAUACCACCGGGUGGAGGUCAGACAUUUCCGGGAACAUAUCCAGGGGGAGUGAUACCACCGGGUGGAGGUCAAACGAUACCAGGAACGUAUCCAGGGGGAGUGAUACCACCCGGUGGAGGUCAAACGAUACCAGGAACGUAUCCAGGGGGAGUGAUACCACCCGGUGGAGGUCAAACAUAUCCAGGAGGUGUCGUACCACCAGGUGGAGGUCAAACGAUACCAGGAACGUAUCCAGGGGGAGUGAUACCACCCGGUGGAGGUCAAACAUAUCCAGGCACUACUAUUCCUGGAGUUGGACAACCAGGAACUUAUCCAGGUGGCAAUGUUCCGGGAAUUGGACAACCAGGAACUUAUCCAGGUGGCAAUAUUCCGGGAGUUGGACAACCAGGAACUUAUCCAGGUGGCAAUAUUCCGGGAGUCGGACAACCAGGUACAUAUCCGGGUAGCAAUAUUCCAGGAACUGGACAACCAGGAACUUAUCCAGGUGGCAAUGUUCCGGGAGUUGGACAACCAGGAACUUAUCCAGGUGGCAGUGUUCCGGGAGUCGGACAACCAGGCACAUAUCCAGGUAGCAAUAUUCCAGGAACUGGACAACCAGGAACUUAUCCAGGUGGCAAUAUUCCGGGAGUCGGACAACCAGGAACUUAUCCAGGUGGCAAUAUUCCGGGAGUCGGACAACCAGGCACAUAUCCAGGUAGCAAUAUUCCGGGAGUCGGACAACCAGGCACAUAUCCAGGUAGCAAUAUUCCAGGAACUUACCCAGGUGGUAGUAUUCCCGGAGUUAGACAACCAGGCACAUAUCCAGGUAGCAAUAUUCCAGGAACUGGACAACCAGGAACUUAUCCAGGUGGCAAUAUUCCAGGAACUGGACAACCAGGAACUUACCCAGGUGGUAGUGUCCCAGGAAUCGGGCAACCAGGCACAUAUCCAGGUAGCAAUAUUCCAGGAACUGGACAACCAGGAACUUACCCAGGUGGUAGUAUUCCCGGAGUUGGACAACCAGGCACAUAUCCAGGUGGCAAUAUUCCAGGAACUGGACAACCAGGCACAUAUCCAGGUGGCAAUAUUCCAGGAACUGGACAACCAGGAACUUACCCAGGUGGUAGUGUCCCAGGAAUCGGGCAACCAGGAACUUAUCCAGGUGGCAAUAUUCCAGGAACUGGACAACCAGGAACCUACCCAGGUGGCAGUGUUCCGGGAGUUGGACAACCGGGCACAUAUCCAGGUAGCAAUGUUCCGGGAGUUGGACAACCAGGAACAUAUCCAGGUGGAAGUGUUCCAGGAAUCGGGCAACCAGGUACAUAUCCGGGUAGCAAUAUUCCGGGAGUUGGACAACCAGGAACUUACCCAGGUGGUAGUAUUCCGGGAGUUGGACAACCAAUACCUGGAACACCUGGUUUUUACCCAGGUGCGGUUAGUCCACCAGGCGGAACUUACCCAGGUGGAGUUAGCUCUCCUGGUGGCACAUACCCAGGUGGCGUUUACCAACCGGGAGUGAACCCACCAGGUGGGUAUCCAGGUAUAUCACCACCAGGUGGAGCUGUUUCAAUACCAGGAUCUUAUCCAGGAAUUUUGCCACCAGGCACACCCGGAACUUACCCUGGAACGGUCAUCCCAGGUACUCCCGGUUCUUAUCCAGGUACUUACCCAGGCUAUCCGACUCCCGGCGGCGGAAUUUAUCCAGGAGGAGUGGCGCCACCAGGUGGCACUUUCUUCCCAGGUGCUACUUACCCCGGCGGCAUUCAAUAUCCUCCCGGUGCUGUAUCACCCGCAGCAGAUGACGCAGAUUCUCACGCUUCAAGUUCAGUUAAGCAAACUGACUCCGGUACUCAAGCAAGUGCUUCAGCGGAUGGCAAAUAUGGAACAGGCACAGCUCAGUCUCAAGUCAGUGGUGUCUACACAGGCUCUGGUUCAUUCUCCGCACAAGCGGGAAUCAACGAUGGCAACAAAGGCGCACAAACCCAAGUAUCCGGUGGCAAAGAAGGCGCGAUGAGCAACGCCCAAGGCUUUGGAGGACACGGUAAAAGUCAAACUCAAGUUCAAUUAGAUUCCGAAACCGGAGCGACGACAACAGGAUCCCAGAGCAGCGGAUUCAAUCACGACACCAGUUCACAGGUCCAGGCUAGUAUAAAAGGUGGAAUGGCCGAUGCACAAGCCAACGGAGAAGGCAGCACUUCUUCACAGGCACAAAUUGGGUUUCAACCAUACAUGGGCUCCGCUGAACUGGACAAAAGUCAAUCAAAACCCUUCAAAGGUGGAGGUACAGCUUCAGCUCAAAGUGGAACUUACCAGGGACAGUCUCAGUCACAAAUUGAGGGCUCGUUUCAAUAUGGAAUCACUUACACCGGCGCCGCUCAAGCUGGUUCUGGAUCUGGUGCUGCUGCAUCAAGGAAACCCUUCAACUUCACCAACUCAGACCCUAAACUCUUCAAAACCUUUGAAAAAUUCGAACCACUUAAAAUUACAAAUGACCAUAAAGAGGAACCACCUUCUCCAGCUGAACUUGACACAACAAUAACUGGAACCCAAACUCUAAAAACUGCCUCAAGUACUCGCAAAACUGUCUUCAAUCGAGCACCAAGUAGACAAGAGCCGUCAGAAAAACCUCAAGACUCCAAUUUUGAAGCUGGAGCCGUCGAGUACGAGGCCGAUGACGACAGCGAGUAUGAGGAUGAAGACUACAGUGCUCCCGUACCAGGAAGAAUGGGGGAAGCAAAGCUAAGAAACGCUGAUUCCCGUCAAAUUCAGUCCACAAAUCUGGGGUUAGCUGGCAAGCAUGACGUCCACGUCAAACAAGACUCGUCGAGACCCAAAGAAGGUGACGUUCUCCAACCAGGAGACUCGUUACCAGGCUACAAAGUUCCCGCAGGUCUCAGAGCUAGAGUAACUUCUGUCUCCGGAGAGCGAACACAAGCUCAAGGGAAUGGGAAAUCUCAAGCCCAGACUGUCAUCUUGGCUCCUAAUCCAGACCGUUCUCAAAUCGGGAAGUUCGUUCCUCCUGACACCAGGUCUCUGAAGCCUGGACACGCUCCCAAUUCCAUUCAUACUUCGAACCCUAGAAAACAUAUGAAUUCCGGAAACACGCGCUCGAUGACAGCAGCUCCAGUUAAAUCAAAUUACUACACAGUAACCAACAGCGUGGCCGGCAAAAUGGGCGAUCCACGACAAAAGUAUGAGCACCGCUACUACACGAAGAGUUCAACAUGCGGUUACUUUACCUUCUCAUGCAAUAUCGUCCAUGGUUCCAAUGGCAGAACCAAAAUCUGUAAGCCGAAGAUGCCGACAUAUCCCGAUGGUACCCCGAUGAAAUGCUAGUUCUAUUUAAUUAUUUAUAUUUUUAUAUCAACAUAUCUAACGCUACAUUAUUUAUGACAAUUAUAUAUAUCGUUUUAUAUAAA